Molecule: messenger RNA, 1275 nt
Organism: Alnus glutinosa
Lineage: Eukaryota; Viridiplantae; Streptophyta; Magnoliopsida; Fagales; Betulaceae
Product: ras-related protein RABA1f
Exons: 2
Coding region: 190-843 (217 amino acids)
Cellular component (GO): endosome
Molecular function (GO): GTP binding; GTPase activity
Source: RefSeq, a predicted model, not a curated record
AUUUGAACUUUAAAUUUCUCUUUCUCUCUCUCUUCUGAAUGCCAGGAUUUCAAAAUUCAAAAAGUAUUCCUCGAUCCAAUUCCAUAUAAAGUUAUAAACCCAAAUCCCAAAUUCCAUGCACUCUUAAUUUGGCAUCUCAAAUUUCCUUUUACAACAAAGUCCCCAAAAACAACUACUAAGGAAACUCAUAUGGGGGCGUAUAGAGCCGACGAUGACUACGACUACCUAUUCAAGGUGGUGCUAAUCGGCGACUCCGGCGUCGGCAAGUCCAAUCUGCUUUCCAGGUUCACCAGAAACGAGUUCAGCCUCGAGUCCAAGUCCACCAUCGGCGUUGAAUUCGCCACGCGAAGCAUUCACGUCGACGAUAAGGUCGUCAAGGCCCAGAUUUGGGACACCGCCGGCCAAGAAAGAUACCGUGCAAUCACAAGUGCGUACUACCGAGGAGCUGUUGGUGCAUUGCUUGUUUAUGAUGUCACUAGACAUGUCACUUUUGAGAACGUGGAGAGAUGGCUAAAGGAGCUUCGGGAUCAUACUGAUUCCAACAUUGUGAUCAUGCUUGUUGGAAACAAGGCAGAUUUGCGUCACUUGCGUGCAGUUUCGACCGAGGAUGCCACUGCAUUUGCCGAGAGAGAGAAUACAUUUUUCAUGGAGACCUCUGCCCUAGAGGCCUUGAAUGUGGAAAAUGCCUUCACUGAAGUGCUCACUCAGAUAUAUCGUGUAGUCAGCAAGAAGGCUCUUGAUGUUGGGGACGACCCAGCAGCCUUGCCUAAGGGACAGACUAUUAAUGUUGGCAGUAAAGAUGAUGUAUCAGCUGUGAAAAAAGUUGGAUGCUGCUCUGCAUAGCAGUAACAAAUCGUGGAAGUCCUGGUGGUCUAAAAUAGUUUCUCCUGUUUCAAAAUUUUUUACGUUCCUAUGUGGUUUAUAACACAUCUUUGUUACAUCUUAGAGUGAGACCACAUGGAAUGCAUAGUUCAAAUGUGGUGUUAUGAGGUAAACCAAGGCUCUAGAAAUCUUGUUGGAGUUAUGCUAAAUGCCCUGGCAUUUAGUUCAUUCUCUGCCUUGGGUGCAAGCUACUCAUUCUCUGUCUCUUCUUAUAUUUUUCCCCUUUUUCUUUUUCACCUUUUGGAGUGUUAUUUUAGUUCAUAGCUGGUACGUGUCCCUUAGAUUAGGUUACAUUUGAUUGCGUCGGAUUGGAAUUUUGAGGUGUAUUGGGAUAAUUGUGUUCUUGUAUUUGAUUGAUUUACUAUAUGGUAUUAAAAUUCAUGUUUGCCUCAA